UAUUUCUUGUUUAUUUGUAGAUGGAGAUGAACUUUUGAUGUGCCUUCUUCUUUCCAAUUCUUACAAAAUAAACAUGAAAGACGAAAACUGGAUGACCAAAUAUAAUUCUGUUGCCAAAAGUUUUCGUUUGAAGGAAAUCUCAAAGCGAUUUGGUCAUGAAGAUUUAGAAAAAUACGAACCAAUCAUGAAACUCAAUGAAUCGGAGAUCAGUUAUUCCAAUGAGCUCUUCAAAAAUAUCAGUUUCCUGAAAUUCUCAAAGAAGUCUGGCUUCACUGAAAUUUUCUUGACUGGGGCAGAAAAAGAAAACGUAGCUGAGUACUGUAGAUCGUGGAAUUAUCGGAGAAGAGAAGACGAGGUUUGCUGUUGGUUACUACCAGAUAAAAAUGAGGCAUUUUUAAAAUGUCUUGGAGAAGAUAUUUUCACGCACCCAACAAUGGAGGACCAGUCAUUCCAUGAAGUUGUAUUUAAGAAAGUUGGAAUACCAAUGCAGAUCAUCUUAAGGGGAGAUAAAUCUGUGAAGAAUUUCAUUGAGAAUUUAAAGAAAGGGAAGACAACCAUGUACCAUGCCUCUGGUAUGAUAAUAGGGUGUGCUGGUAGUGGUAAAACAACAUUGUUAGAGAGACUGAAGGGCAUUGAUCUGGAAGAAAUAAAGAAAAAUAUCAGUUCAACCAGAGGUGUUGAUAUCCACACAGAUGUCUUUGAUGUGAAGGAUAGCAUCCAAGCAAAUUCUUCAAGCCAACAACAACGCUUUAAACUUAAACUUGAUAAAAAAGAUAUGCCACUGAGUGUUCCUGAACCUCAUUCGGAAAAUGCAGCUGAUGAUGCAAAAACGCAGGGGAAAAUGGAACCAGUUGAUGAUGAGGGCCAUGCGAUUAAAGUAUCAAACAGUGGACAGAUAUCACAAGAUGAUACCGACAUUAAAUCCACCUCAUCCUAUCCACCGCAAGGUGCCAUAUCAGCUUCAAAUUUAGUAGAAGUUACGAAGGAAAAUAGAGAUAUUCUUGGACCAAAUAAUCCAGGAAUUUCAGGAAAUUUGCAGAUUGAUGCAAAAAACAUUUCAGAUAAGAAAAUUACAAUGACUGACUUUGCAGGACAGUGUUCAUAUUAUGCCUCACACCAGAUUUUUCUGAGUCCCCGGGCAUUCUUCAUUCUUGUGCUGAAUAUGGAGAAGAAGUUCGAUGAUAAGGUUGGAGAAGAAGUGUGUUGUCAGGGAGGCUCCAUUUAUGAAAGGUGGACACACAGAGAUUAUAUUGAAUUCUGGAUGAAAUCCAUUCACCAAUACAGCAAUGAUAAGGCUCCUGUUCUGCUCAUUGGUACACAUAGUGAGAACAAAACAGAAGAGGAGAUUAUGAGUUUUUUCCAUGAAAUAUGGGCUACUCUUGAAAUGCAGGACAAGACCUUGCACAGACAUCUCCAUGAGGAUAGACAGUUUGCAGUUGGAUUCCAUGACAAAGAAAGCAUUGAGAACAUUAAGCUCUCUAUCGUUAAAGUUGUGCAAAAUCUAAAUCACUGGGGAGAAAAACUUCCACUCUCAUGGGUCAUGUUUGAAAAAUUCUUCCAGGAAAAGAAAUCCCAGAGGAUAAUGAAUAAAGAAAUGCUGCUGGCUUUCAAUGAUGCAUUGCCAACAGGUAUAAAGCUCGAAACGGUUGAUGACAUUAAUUUUAUGCUGCAGUUUUUCCAUGACAUCAGAGAAAUUUUAUACUACAACCAAGAACGACUUGAUGUUGUAAUCAUUCUUGAUGUGCAGUGGUUUGCAAAGAACUAUAUGCGGUUUGCAUCGGACUGGAAAAAAUUUGAUCAAACUGGAGAAUUAAAUGACACUUUGCUUACAGCUAUAUGGGAAAUGAAGGGAAUAGAUUUCAGUGAACACAAAACAAAUGCCUUGCUCUACAUGGAGAAGCUAGGAUUAUUAGCAAAAUUGGAUGACAACAAAUGCAACAUGUUCGCAAAUUCCCUGGGAAAUUGUGACAGAGAGAGAUAG
This is a messenger RNA of Saccostrea cuccullata (small rock oyster), 1981 nucleotides long. RefSeq lists its product as uncharacterized. Lineage: Eukaryota; Metazoa; Mollusca; Bivalvia; Ostreida; Ostreidae. The record is from RefSeq and is a predicted model, not a curated record. The transcript has 7 exons. The coding region runs from base 38 to 1981 and encodes 647 amino acids.